Molecule: messenger RNA, 2301 nt
Organism: Hypoxylon fragiforme
Lineage: Eukaryota; Fungi; Ascomycota; Sordariomycetes; Xylariales; Hypoxylaceae
Product: Cullin
Exons: 5
Coding region: 1-2301 (766 amino acids)
Biological process (GO): protein ubiquitination; ubiquitin-dependent protein catabolic process
Cellular component (GO): cullin-RING ubiquitin ligase complex
Molecular function (GO): ubiquitin protein ligase binding
Source: RefSeq, a predicted model, not a curated record
AUGUCGUCAAACAACCAUGGGGAUCAAGACCUCGGCCCCGAAUGGGACGAGGUCCAAAACUGUAUGGACAAGAUUUUCAUGGGUGAGUUUAUGGAGGACGACGAAUUCAAUAAAGGCCAGAGAGCUCUUAAGAUUAUUAUACUACGUCACGAAAGCUCAGACACUGUUCUCAAAAAUAUCAUGCAUAUGUUGACAUGUUACCUCUGUGACAUUUGUGACAAAGUUCAUGUGGCUUCGAAGCACCAAAGCGACGACGGAGUUUUGCGAUGGUACAUCACCGAAGUGAUGAAUUACCUAGCCAGGUCUGAGAGAAACAGCAUCUUCCUUCGCAAGUUUGACCAGGAUUGGGUUAAUCUGCCUAAGGUGGAAGAACUUGGGUACCCGGCUACUGUACCAUUACUACACGCCAAAGAAUGGAUGGACAUGCUUGAACAACAAACCAACAACACCCCAGGGGGCGGGCUUCAAGCCCGGCUGCAGCGAAGCAUUGCCUGGCUCAUGCAGACAGAGCUUGUCGGAGCCGCCAACAAUGACACGCUGUUGGACGAUGCUCUCCGUGUUUUCGGAAAAUUGGAAGUCAUGAAUCGCCCAUAUAAGACUUUGGCCCAUUACCUAUUCUAUGCACCACUUCUAGAAGCCAUCUCUGAUCUCUUCAACACCAUAAAGGUGAAUAUUGUCUCCAAUAUGGGCUCCGUACUCGACUACCUUGACGAAGCCAGAUUGCUCGAAGCCCGGGUAAGGGCUCUCCAAAGUCGCCUGCCACGUACCUUUGGGAAGACCAUGUAUGCCACCUUCCGAGAAAUCAUCAUCAAGAGCAGUUGGGAUAUGAUCAUGGAGGGUUUCCCAAGUAUAUUAGACAAUCGUGAAACGGAGUAUCCUAUUCGAGUAUGCCAGGGCUUAAAGCAUGCCAUGGACUUCCACAUUCUCGGGGACAUCCUCCUCACCCACGCACGGGAAGCUGGGAGGGCAAAGAUCGAGACUUUGCUCUCCACUGAGAGUCUCAACGCAGAAACCUUCGUGCGCGGUUUCAGCGAACUAUUCAAGAAAUAUCGGACCUGGCUGGACUCGGUGUUUCACGACAUCGAAGACAUUAUUGACGGCGAUGAGGACGAUAACGUCCCUGACAUAUAUGACAUCUAUGAAAUCGAAGACAUUAGAGAUAUCAAUGACAAAUUCCGCAGUAACUGGACCGAUACCAUCAACGAGACAGAAUAUGUUGGGUUCGGGCCCAUGAAGUCAACGGAGCUAGUGGAGAGAUUUAUGGAUUCGGCAAUCCGAAAAGGGCCAAAUGUCGACGAACACGAGUUCUCUACAGAUCUAGACGCAGCAGUUACCAUACUGGAGUUUGUGGACAAGAUCUUUUUCUUAAAAUUAUAUAUGAAAGGACUCGCGACCCGGAUCUUCGACGGCAACAUGUCCGACUCCCACGAGCGCCUUGCAUUAUCCAAAUUGCGCGAAUCACUCUCAGAACAGAGUAUCGGACAUCUUGAAAACAUGCUCAAAGAUGUCGAGUUCUCCAGGAAAUUUACUACGGAUUGUCGUGCGACUCACGGCACAUCAUCAGAAUGGCCCGCUGCGGAGGUAACCUACUGGGUCGCGUCUGCAACCCAGUGGUAUCUUGCACCAACCACCAAGACCCAUUUCCGACUCCCAAAGCCAGUCACCGACGCUUUUGAUAAAGCCCAAAGAAGCUACGAGUCCUUUCACAAAGACGGCAGACUCCUAUGGCUGCCGCACUAUUUCAGCGGCGAGCUCGAGGUCAACUUGCCCACCCACCAGGACAAGGACAAGACUUACACCUUCGAGGUGUCGAUGUACCAGAUAUGCGUGCUCCUUCUCUUCAACGACGCCGACUUCCUCACCUACCAACAGAUUCGCAACGCCACCACCUACGAAAUCGACGUCCUAGACCAGGUUCUGGCCUCUUUGACCCAACCCGGGGUACUACUGGAGUCAUGUGAGAUAGACGAGCAGGGCCGCAGCACGAGAUUCUACCUCAACAAGUAUUUCGAGAGCAAGGAUAAGGUCGUGAAGCUGAACACGAAGAUGAUUGACGAUAUCCCCGAGGCAAAGAUCUACCAGGGCGUGCAGGAGAAGAACAUCGAGAAGCUCGAGUACAUCAUCGUCAGUGUCAUGAAACAACAGUCGCGCCUAGACCGCUCGGAGCUAUUCGAGCUGACGAAAUACGCGGCCAGGCCGCGCUUCGUCGCCCGGGACGAAGACAUCGAGAAGCAGAUCGAGCGGCUGCUGAAGAAGGGAUACAUCGAGCGCGAUGGUGGAGAGUUCAAGUACGUGGCUUGA